AUUCACUUAAUCAAAUUAUAAUAAUGUUAAUAUAAUUAUUUCAUAUAUUAAUAAGCAAUGAAUAGAAAUGGAAUAAUAAAAGAAAAAUCAACUACUUCAGAUUCAAUUGAUAAUCAGCAUAGAAUUACUACACCUAUACAACCAACAUUACGUACACGUAGUAUAUAUCUUGUUUAUCCACCACCGGUAAAAUAUGAUCCAAAUCCACCACCUAGAAUUAAUCCAUAUUUUUAUUCGAAACAAGCUAAAAAUAUGCUAGCUGAAACAACGGUUGCUAGUAAUUAUAUUCAUGAAAGAGCCAAUCAUAUGUUAAGAAGUGAAUAUGAUAGAUAUCAUCAUUAUUAUUCUAAUUAUUUUUAUGGAAAUAUGCGAGAGAAAGAAGAUUAUCGGAAAUAUAUACGUGAAGGAUUAAAACAACAAAUGAUGGAUAAGAUGAAACGAAAAAAAGAAGAAUGGUUAAAUAAAUCAGCAGAAGGCAAACAAAUUGAAAAUGAUUGUCAAAAAUAUUUUCAUAAUAAGAUGAUAAAUGAACAAAAGAAACGUGCCUUUUUACUCACAUUCAGAGAUAUGAAUAAAAAGAUUAUGGAAGAGAAUGAAAGAAUUAGAAAAGUUGAAAGAAGAAAUGAAAUUGAAGAAGACAGAGAGCAACUAAAAUUCAAUCCUAUCAACUGGAGGCAAACAUUAACAUAAAAACUAGUGAAAAUUAAAUUACUGUAAUACCACAGACACAUUUAUUUACUUAUUCGUCUGAAAAUUUAUAUUAUCAAAGUUAGAAUUCUCUAUAUAAAUGAAAAUGCGAGUUUAUGAAAAGAUAUAACAGAAAAGCAUAUAUAUGUAUAGUUAUGAAAAGAGAGGAUUCAGUCUACUGAUAAGCACGAUAUUUUGAGACUCAACAGUAUGAAAUGUAUACUACGACAAAAUCUCAUAUUAAUGUAAUGAAAUCCUAACCAUGUGUAAUUAAGCUUGAUAAUAU
This is a messenger RNA of Schistosoma rodhaini, 973 nucleotides long. Lineage: Eukaryota; Metazoa; Platyhelminthes; Trematoda; Strigeidida; Schistosomatidae. The record is from the annotation of a GenBank genome assembly.